AUGGGAAACACGGACAGCCACAGCAGCUUCGUCCCUCCGGCCAAGUCCUCCUGCUCGCUCAGGUUCUCCUCCAGGAGGGAGGAGGUGCCGUCGGCCCGCAGCUGGUGGAGGAGCAGCCAGGGGAGCAGCAGGAGCCGAGGGAGGAGCCACCUGAACCAGCACGCCACCUCCGCCGCUGGAACGCCGUACACCUCCUGGCAUUACGAACAAGCCCCCAAAGCCACCAGAGGAGGAGCCGGAUCUCCUCCCAGGUUCAACCAGUUCGGCUUCGUGGAGGACGGCGGCGGCAGCACGGGGAUGUGCGGCGAGAGGACGUCGGUGGAGAGCGGCGGCAGCCCGAAGGUGCUGCUCAGCAAAGACGGCAGCAUGAGGGUGGAGUUCACCAACGCCAGGGGGGUCAACAUGGAGCCGCAGGGACUACCAUCUACCGCCGCUGCUGCCGUGGUUACAGACCCCUCCCUCCGCACCAGUAAAGGCAGCUCAUUGAGCUCCGACGGCUCCUGGUACGACUCUCCGUGGGGGACCGGCGGCGAGCUGGCCGACAACGUGUUCGUCUGCGGGCAGCGUGUGGCCAACCGGUUCACCGAGGAGACCGCCGCCACCACCUGCAGCGGCUACAGCACCGUCUUCUCAGCCCAGGUGGACGUCUCACCUGGAUCCGACUCCAGCUUCCUGUUCACCGCCGCCGACACCACCGAGUUUGCCGCCGUUGCCGCCGGUUACAACACCUGCUCCUCCGGGCGAACGGAGGACAGCGGCAUCGGGGACUCGGUGAUCCUGCAGGCCGACCUGAGAGACUUCAGCCUGGCCUCGCCAUCCUUGUCCUCGCUGGACAGCGUUUACCACAACGCACUGCCUGCCUUCCCCACCACACCGGACGCCACGGCCCUCCUCCUCCUGGAUGACGUCAUCCAGGAGGAGGAGGGGUCAGGAGGAGGCGUGGAGCAGCGUUACUCCUCCGUGACGCUUCCCUGCCGAAGGGCCGAGCCCGCCGCCGCCGGCACAUCGGGGAACAGCCGCAAAGACUUCCUGAAGAGCCGAAUCAGACAACUCAGCGACUGGACAGGAAGUCUGAGCAGGAAGAAGAGGAGGAUCCAGGAGCCGAACGGCAGCGACGUCUCCAUCGACCAGCCGGACUGCAGCACCUUCUGGUCCUCCAACCCUCUACACACCCUGAACCUCAACCACAACCAGUUCCCAGCAGCCCACUGUGGCUCCUCCAGGAGCCUGAACCUGAACCAGAACCAGAACCAGAACCAGAACCAGAACCAGAACCAGAGCCAGCGGCAGAACGUCUACGAGAACUUCAUGCAGGAGCUGGAGACGGGCUGCAGCAGCACAGCCGAGCUGACGGAGGAGGAGGAUGAGGAGGAGGAGGAGGAGGUGGAGGAGGAGGAGGAGGAGGAGGAGAUGGAGGGAGAUGAGGAGGUGGACGUCCUGUUAGAGGAGGAGCAGGGCGCGGUGCGGCGGGCCGGCUGGCUCUCCUUCAAAGCUCUCAUCACCGUCAGCAAAGACGGGAAGCUGGAGCUGGUGGCUCGACGAAGGUGGAGACACUACUGGGUCACUCUGAGAGGUUGCUCCCUGCUGGUCUACGAGACGUACGGGAGAAGCGUCGGCGCUGAGAGGGAUCUUUCUCCUCGCUACGCUCUGCUGGCCGACGACGGCGUGGUGCAGGCCGUCCCCGAGCAUCCCAAGAGAGAGCACGUGUUCUGCCUCAGCAACGCACACGGAGACGUCUACCUGUUCCAGGCCACCAACCAGACCGACCUGGAGAACUGGGUGACGGCGAUCCACUCUGCGAGCGCCUCCCUGCUGGCGAAGCGUCAGGGGAAGGAGGACACGCUGCGCCUCCUCCGCUGCCAGAGCCGCUCGCUGCUGCAGCGCAUCGACAUGGACGGGAAGAUGAAGAAGAUGGCGGAGCUGCAGCUGUCCGUCAUCAAGGAGACCAAGAACAGGAGGGCCGUGGAGAGCCAGAUCCAGCAGUGGGAGCAGAACCUGGAGAAACUGAACCUGGAUCUGUUCCGGCUGCGCUGCUAUCUGUCCAGCCUGCAGGGCAGCGAGCUGCCAAACCCCAAGAGCCUCCUCGCCGUGGCCAGCCGGCCCUCCAAGAGCAUGCUGGGACGCCUGGGGGUCUUCUCCGUGUCCUCCUUCCACGCUCUGGUGUGCAGCAGAGACGAGGGGACGCUGAGGCGGCGCUGCAGGACGCCGAGGAAGACGAGGGGGGGGCUGCCGUCCUCUCUGAGGGCUCUGGACGGACUGAAGAGACGAGGCAAGGACGCCACACACUCCCAGAGAGUCAACAGUGCGUUAAAACAGAGCGAGGCGGCGCCCCCUGCAGGACGCCCUGCAGCUCUACAGGUGUGUGAUGAGCUGCAGCUUCCAGGUGUUUUCACUCUGAACGUCCGUCGACUCGACACUACAAAAGACUUUGGUUUUGCGGUGACGGGUCACGUGGACGGAGUGGGGAGGAGUCACGUCUACGUCAGCGAGGUCGACCCGCUGGGACAGUCGGCCCGAGAAGGCCUCAGGGCGGGAGACCAGGUCCUGGCGGUGAACGGGGCCAGCGUGUCCGGACUGGACCUGGACCUGAUGCAGAGUGUCUUCAGCCACCAGAAGCUCCAGCUGCUGCUCCGGAGGGACCAGGAGCCCGCUGACCUCUGCCGGACCCCGGACGUGCAGACCUGGACCAGAACCGAUCUUCCAGAUGACGUACCGCUGCCUGUUUGUGACGGCGAGCUGCAGAGAAAGAACGUGCAGCGGGUUCACGCCCUCUACCAAACCUUCCCAGAAUGCCGAGCGGCGGAGGCUGACGUUCCCAGGAACCCGUACGGCCGAGACGCCGUCCUGCAGCCCGCAAGCCCCGCCCACCUGAGUGUGUGUCAGCGUCUGCGUAAGGUCAUCCAGGAACUGGUCGACACGGAGAAGUCCUACGUCAAGGAUCUGGUCCGUCUGUUUGAGGUCUACCUGACUCCGCUGCAGAAGGAGACCUUCCUUAGUAAAGAAGAGAUGGAGGCGUUGUUCGGCAGCCUGCCCGAGAUGUUGGACUUCCAGAGAGUUUUCCUUCAGACGCUGGAGGAGAGAAUCGCUUCAUGUCCAAACUUCAGCCUCCUGGAAACACCUGGGCAGUUCAAGCAUCUCCUCUUCUCGCUGGGAGGAUCCUUCCUCUACUACGCCGACCACUUCAAGCACUACAGCGGCUUCUGUGCCAACCACAUCAAAGUCCAGAAGGUUCUGGAGAGAGCGAAGACAGACGGAGCCUUCAAGUACUUCUUAGAGACCCGGAACCCGACCAAUCAGCACUCGUCGUCUCUGGAGUCGUACCUGAUCAAACCUGUUCAGAGAGUCCUGAAGUAUCCACUGCUGCUGAGAGAGCUGGUGUCUCUGACCGACCCAGAGAGCCCCGAACACACACACCUGACAGAGGCGCUCAGAGCGAUGGAGAAGGUGGCGUCUCACAUCAACGAGAUGCAGAAGAUCUACGAGGACUUCGGCUGCGUGUUCGACCAGCUGGCUGCAGAGAACAGUUCACCUGACAGACAGGUGACGGAGAUCUCCAUGGGGGAGUUCCUGGUCCACUCGUCGGUGGUCUGGUUGAACCCGCUGCCCAGUCUGGGCCGGCUGAGGAAAGAACCAGAGCUCACUCUGUUCGUGUUCAAACGGGCCGUCAUCCUGGUGUACCGAGAAAACGGCAAGCUGAAGAAGAGGAUGACCGCCUCCCGCUCACCUGACCCGGACCCCUUCAGGUUCCGCUGGUUAAUCCCAGUGUCGGCGGUUCAGGUCAGACCGGCCAACGUCACAGGCUCAGAGGACCGGUGUGUGUGGGAGCUGGUUCACAGCCGGUCGGAGGUGGAGGGACGACCGGAGACGGUGUUUCAACUCUGCAGCAGUGGUUUGGAGACGAAGGCCAGCGUGCUUCGAGCUCUGCGCUCCCUCCUCAGAGACCGAGCGCCCGCCGGCUCCCUGAGGAGGACCAGGCUGUCGUCGGCAGAGAGGAGCAGCUCCUGGAGGAGGAGGCAGCAGAGGAGGACUCCUCCUCACCGGGCGGACGACGGCCUCAGCUCCCUCCGGGGGGAAACCUGCUCAGAGCCUCUGCUGCCCAGCCACUCCGCCUCCGACACCGCGGGGAAGAGGACCAGACUCUGCUCCCUGACCGGGGAGCUGGAGGCCCAGCUGCAGAGGCUGAACGUCACUGAGGAGGAGGAGGAGGAGGCGCAGCGAGGAGCGAGCGACCGGAGGAGCCAGGGGAAGAGGCGGAGCUCCAGUCUGCGACGAGGUCCUGGAGGAGAAGUGCUGGAGCUCGGCAGUCAGCUGGAGAGAGACUUCAGUGUCCAGAGCAUGACCUCCAUGAUCAACGAGGACUGUUUCUACGACAGCGUGCUGGGGAGACAGGCGGCUGCUCCCACGCUGCACGGCUAGCAUGCUAACGUGCUACUGGACCUGACCUGAUAGGGUUUCUGUCCUCCACCACCAGGAAGUUCUCGUAUGAUGAACUUAAACACUGCUGACUGACGAGAACAAGCUCUCAUCUCCACAAGAUCACAAACGUCUGGAAGAAAGAAUCUGGGUUUUAACGACGAGUGGAUACGAGUUCCAUUUUUCAAUAAGAGGAAGUCUAAUCAGAUCAAAACUACGUUGUGAAAGGGUUUUCUUUAAUCGAUGUCUUUAAUCGAUGAAACAACAGAAAUAACUCGGCGCUGAAUAAUUUAACAAUGAAUUUUACAUCAGAACAUAAUUAAAGCCACUGUGACACAGAACACAGAUUCUAAGAAUGAAGUCCUAGUAGAAACAAUGAAUACCAACAUCAUUUUGAAAUGAAAGUUAUAAUAUUAUAGAAACAAAUAUUUUUAAGACAGUUUGUCAUGAGAAAUGUUGAAUACAGUGACACUUGAGUUCCGUCUUCAUUUAUUUUUAACACAUAGUCUUGAAUACGACCUUUUCUACCUAAAUUAAAUCUGUAUUCUUGUAAAAUAAAAAAGUUUAGAUCAUUUUUGAAAAAUCAGGAGCCUUAUGCCGUGUUCACACCAAAAGCGUUGCAAAUUUUCCGCACGUUCAGUUUACAUGUAAAGUCAAUGCACAGACGCGGAUAACCGCGAGGAGACGCGAACUCGAGCCUUGCGUCGCGAAUGAGGCGAAAUUGCGAAAUGCGCCUCAUCACUUCAUUCGUCAUAAUUCAUGUGACGCUGUGUUGCGACAGCCAAUCAGCGUUGAGAUUCUCCUCCUGUCACUCUGUCAUCAAUCCGAGCUCCGUUCACAAAACAAGCUUUUAUAAAGUGAUGUCCUUGUCGUCCUGCAGAGAGAACUAACAAAACAUGAAUUCUGACUUUUUACAAACAACCAUCAUUGUGUUGUUAUUUCGGCGUCCCUGUUUGUACAUUUAUUAUAAUUAAAUCCAUUUUUUUUUCUCACAGUGGCUUUAAUAAUAACAUUAAUAAUAAUAAUCAUAAUAAUAAACUCCAGAAGUUUCCUUUUUCCACCAUGUUUCAGGGAGAAAGCUUCACAUUUCUGGACAAAACAGGAGCGGUGGGCUUUGUUUUUGGGCCGUCGGACAAAUUAACCUCCAAAACAUUUUCAGGAAAUAUGGGACCAUUUUUUUUACCUUUUUAAGGAAUCCCAAAAAGGAUUUAAUGAGAUUUAAUGAUGAAGAACGAUGAUGGAAUAUUUUGAUUCCUGUCACAAGAAAAGCCGUUGUAGUUUGUCGGGAAGCUUCUUUGUAUUUUUGAAAUCAAACUGGAUUCAACAGAUUAACAAAACCAAAGUUUCAAUAUCAUCAAAUGACCUCAAGAACUUAAAAACACCAAAAACCUGGAGCUCAGGGCUUUUUUUUUUACUUUUACUUGACUACAUUUCCUCCAGUUUUGAUUUCAGGAAGCUCCUUGUUUUAUGGAUUAUCUAACAAUUGAAAUCCAUGAGUCUCAUUCAAGUCUGCUGGGAGAUCAGAGUGUUCUCGACAGAAGAGGAUAUAUGUUCAAGAAGUCAAUAACAGACGAAUGUUGGACUCUUGUUUUCAGUAUUUCUUUGCACUCAGCUGCCUGAACGCGUCGUCAUUAUUUUUUUAUUUUAAUGUUCAUGUUGUAAAUGUAUUUCUUGUACAGUUUGUUUCUCAGUUGUAGUUUUCUGUUCAACAGAUUAUUUCUUGACAAAAGCAGUUUGGAGUAAAUUGUGUGGAGCUGCUGGAUCGCGUCACAGCCUUGGUUGACUUAUUUAUACGUUUAGUUUUGAGGCUGAAACACAAUGAGAAGCCUGUGUUUUUAUUGUAAACAAACAUAACUCAAGUUAUUUUUAUUAACUGUUAAAGUAUUUGGCUAUUUAUUUUCUUAAAUAUUUGUGUACAUCUUUUU
Molecule: messenger RNA, 6338 nt
Organism: Anoplopoma fimbria (sablefish)
Lineage: Eukaryota; Metazoa; Chordata; Actinopteri; Perciformes; Anoplopomatidae
Gene: tiam2b
Product: rho guanine nucleotide exchange factor TIAM2
Exons: 22
Coding region: 1-4416 (1471 amino acids)
Biological process (GO): positive regulation of axonogenesis; activation of GTPase activity; small GTPase-mediated signal transduction
Cellular component (GO): membrane; synapse
Molecular function (GO): guanyl-nucleotide exchange factor activity; protein binding
Source: RefSeq, a predicted model, not a curated record